This is a messenger RNA of Vidua macroura (Pin-tailed whydah), 2379 nucleotides long. It is a transcript of the gene DUSP11, whose product is annotated as dual specificity phosphatase 11. Gene Ontology annotation, biological process: protein dephosphorylation. The transcript is spliced from 9 exons. The coding region runs from base 18 to 2132 and encodes 704 amino acids. The record is from RefSeq and is a predicted model, not a curated record. Gene Ontology annotation, molecular function: protein tyrosine/serine/threonine phosphatase activity; polynucleotide 5'-phosphatase activity. NCBI's taxonomy places the organism in Eukaryota, Metazoa, Chordata, Aves, Passeriformes, Viduidae.
GCGGCGGCGUCGCCAUCAUGGCGGGCAGAGGGGCCUGGCGCGUCCCGGAGCGGUGGACGGACUACACCCCGCUGGGCCGCAGGAUGCCGGGCACGCGCUUCGUGGCCUUCAAGGUGCCCCUGACCAAGAGCUUUGAUCAGAACCUUCUGCCAGAAGAGAGAUUUUCCCCUCAAGACCUCAUCAGGAAGCUGCAGGAGAGGAAGGAGGAGCUGGGGUUGGUCAUCGACCUGACCUACACCACGCGCUACUAUGGGCGUGAGGAGCUGCCGUCCUCGCUGCGCUACUGGAAGAUCCUGACCGUGGGCCACCAGAUCCCAAACAGAAAAACCAUCCUGAGGUUCAAGUACCUGGUGAAAAAGUUCCUGGCAGCCAACAGGGACAACGAUAAACUCAUCGGGGUGCACUGCACGCAUGGCUUGAACAGGACCGGCUACCUGGUGUGCAGGUACCUGAUCGAUGUGGAAGGCAUGGAGCCCAGUGCUGCCAUAGAGUUGUUCAACACAGCUCGAGGGCACCCCAUGGAGAGAAGCAACUACAUCCAGGACCUGCAGAGGAGAGCCCAGGGCAGCUGUGAAGUGAAGAGUUUGGGCUCGGAUCUCCUCAGGAAGAAAGGCAGUGCCCCAGCCAAGCCCCAGAAGCAGCUGGUGAAGCACCCCCAGUCCCCCCUGGCAGUGCCCAGGUACCCUGGCAGUGCCAGGCACGGACAGCGGCCCGGCCCCACGGCUCAGGGACAGCCCCAGGGCCUGGGGCAGCUGCAGCACUGGGAGAAGCUGGAGCUGGGCCAGCACAAAAAGCUGGAUCAGCUGGAGCAGAGGAAGCAGAAAAAGCUGGAAUAUCAGGAGCAGAGGAAGCAGAAGAAGCUGGAUCAUGUGGAGCAGAAUCAUCUGGAGAUGGAGCAUGAGGAGAAGAGAAAGCAGAAAAAACUGGAGCAUCUGGAGCAGAGGAAGCAGAAAAAGCUGAAACAUCAGGAACAGAAUCAUCUGGAGCAGAGGAAGCAGAAGUUGUUGGAACAUCAGGAGCAGAAUCAUCUGGAGAUGGAGCAUGAAGAGAAGAGGAAGCAGAAAAAACUGGAGCAUCUUGAGCAGAGGCAGCAGAAAAAACUGAAACAUCUGGAGAUGGAGCAUCUGGAGGAGAGGAAGCAGAAUCAUCUGGAACAGAAUCAUCUGGAGCAGAGGAGGCAGAAAAAGCUGAAACUCCAGCAGAUAGAGCAUCAGGAGCAGAGGAAGCAGAAGAAACAUAAUCAUCUGAAGCAGAAAAAGCUGGAGUAUCAGGAACAGAAUCAUCUGGAAACAGAGCACCUGGAGCAUCAGGAGCAGAAUCAUCUGGAGCAGAGGAAGCAGAAAAAGCUGAAGCUCCAGGAGCAGGAGCAUCUUGAGCAGAGGAAGCAGAAAAAGCUGAAGCUCCAGGAGCAGGAGCAUCUUGAGCAGAGGAAGCAGAAAAAAACAGAGUAUCAGGAGCAGCAUCAUCUGGAGCAGAGGAAGCAGAAGAGGCAGAAUUAUCUGGAACAGAGGCAGCAGAAUUAUCUGGAGCAGAAUCAUCUGGAGAUAGAGCACCAGGAGCAGAGGCAGCAGAAGAAGACAGAUAAGAGAGAGCAGAAGAAGCAGAAUUCUCUGGAGCAGAAUCGUUUGGAGAUACAGCACCAGGAGCAGAGGAAACGGGAAAAGCCGGAUAAGAGACAGCAGAAAAAGCAGGAUCACCUGGAACAGAAUUGUCUGGAACAGAGGCAACAGAAUCACCUGGAGACAGAGCACCAGGAGCAGAGGAAGCAGAAAAAGCCAGAUAAGAGAGAGCAGAAAAAGCAGAAUCAUCUGGAGCAGAAUAAUCUGGAGAUAGAGCAGAGGAAGCAGAAAAGGCCGGACAAGAGAGAGCAGAAGCAGCAGGAUUUUCUGGAGCAGAAUAAUCUGGAGAUAGAGCAGAGGAAGCAGAAAAGGCCGGAUAAGAGAGAGCAGAAGCAGCAGGAUUUUCUGGAGCCGAGUGCCGCGGGGCAGCCCUGCAGCGCGCCCCCCAGGAGCUGCUGUCUGUCCCCACCCCACAAGAAGAAGAAGCAGCAGCAGCAGCAGGAGCUGUGUCCCCCCCGGAGGCAGCAGGACAUGUCACAGGAGCAGCCGGGCUGCAGGACAGAGCUGCUUUAAAUCUGCUUUUUUAAUCUGCUUUUUUUUAAUCUGCUUUUUUAUUCUCCCUGCCCACAGCUCUGCUGCUUCUCCAGGAACUUUUUUAACCCGGUGCUGUGUCUGAUCCGUGAGGGAUGCUAAAGGAACAUCCCUGGAGCCUUCAACAAAGCGGGUUUUUGUUGAUUUCCUCAGGGACCGGCCCCCAAACGCGGAUUUUUAUGCUCCUUUUUACCCAUUUUUGCUGAAGUAAAUUCCCACGCUGUGCAAA